CCGUGCGCUCCGGCACCUUCGGCAAUUUCCGUCGGGACCUGGCCGCCAUUUUCUCUCCGCUUGUGUGUCUCGCCGGCUGCGUGGCUCGGUUCUUGUGAGCGAAGCUUUGUCCGGUUCGGCAAUGGACGGAAUUGUCACUGAAGUUGCAGUUGGCGUGAAGAGAGGAUCUGACGAACUACUCUCAGGCAGUGUUCUCAGUAGUCCAAACUCUAACAUGAGCAGCAUGGUGGUUACAGCCAAUGGUAAUGAUAGUAAAAAAUUUAAAGGAGAAGAUAAAAUGGAUGGUGCUCCUUCUCGUGUACUUCAUAUUCGGAAAUUACCUGGUGAAGUGACAGAAACUGAAGUUAUUGCUUUAGGCUUACCUUUUGGUAAGGUGACCAACAUCCUUAUGCUGAAAGGAAAAAAUCAGGCAUUUUUGGAACUAGCAACAGAGGAAGCAGCUAUUACUAUGGUUAAUUACUAUUCUGCUGUGACACCUCACCUUCGUAACCAACCGAUUUAUAUUCAGUACUCCAAUCACAAAGAACUAAAAACAGAUAAUACAUUGAACCAACGUGCUCAAGCAGUUCUUCAAGCAGUGACAGCUGUCCAGACAGCAAAUACUCCUCUUAGUGGCACCACAGUUAGUGAGAGUGCAGUGACUCCAGCCCAGAGUCCAGUGCUUAGAAUAAUUAUUGACAAUAUGUAUUACCCUGUAACACUUGAUGUUCUUCACCAAAUAUUUUCUAAGUUUGGUGCUGUAUUGAAGAUAAUCACAUUUACAAAAAAUAACCAGUUUCAAGCUCUUCUCCAGUAUGGUGAUCCAGUAAAUGCUCAGCAAGCAAAACUAGCCCUAGAUGGUCAGAAUAUUUAUAAUGCUUGCUGUACCCUAAGGAUUGAUUUUUCCAAACUUGUGAAUUUGAAUGUAAAAUACAACAAUGAUAAAAGUAGGGAUUAUACUCGACCUGAUCUUCCAUCUGGGGAUGGACAACCUGCAUUGGACCCAGCUAUUGCUGCAGCAUUUGCCAAGGAGACAUCUCUCUUAGGGCUUCCUGUUGCAGCUGUUCCAGGAGCUCUGAGUCCUUUGGCUAUUCCAAAUGCUGCUGCAGCAGCUGCUGCAGCUGCUGCUGGCCGAGUGGGUAUGCCUGGAGUCUCAGCUGGUGGCAAUACAGUCCUGUUGGUUAGCAAUUUAAAUGAAGAGAUGGUUACGCCCCAAAGUCUGUUUACCCUCUUCGGUGUUUAUGGAGAUGUGCAGCGUGUGAAGAUUUUGUACAACAAGAAAGACAGUGCUCUAAUACAGAUGGCUGAUGGAAACCAAUCACAACUGGCCAUGAAUCAUCUUAAUGGACAGAAGAUGUAUGGGAAAAUUAUUCGUGUUACUCUGUCUAAACAUCAGACUGUACAACUACCUCGAGAGGGACUUGAUGAUCAAGGGCUAACAAAAGAUUUUGGUAAUUCCCCACUGCAUCGUUUCAAGAAACCUGGAUCCAAAAAUUUUCAGAACAUUUUUCCUCCUUCUGCAACCCUUCACCUAUCCAAUAUCCCUCCUUCAGUAGCAGAAGAGGAUCUACGAACACUGUUUGCUAACACUGGGGGCACUGUGAAAGCAUUUAAGUUUUUUCAAAGAGAUCACAAAAUGGCUCUUCUUCAGAUGGCAACAGUGGAAGAAGCUAUUCAGGCCUUGAUUGAUCUUCAUAAUUAUAACCUUGGUGAAAACCAUCAUCUGAGAGUGUCUUUCUCCAAGUCAACAAUUUAAAAAAGGGGAGAUGAAGAUUGGCGAUGAAUCACAUUGUUUGGUGUCAACACCUAUUGACUGUUCAGAAAAGUGGGGACCAGAGUUUGAUUUUUUUUGUUGUUUUCUUUUUUCUUUUCUUUUUUCCCAUGCUGUUAUCAUUCCUUGGUUAUAAAAAGAAAUGGCAUAUGUAAAGGCAGAGUUAUUAACUGCUCUUUUUCAUCUGUUCUGUAGAGAAGCCAUUUUUAUUGUCUGUUUAAAAUUUUAAUUUUACUUUCCUUUUUCAACUUAGUUGACAUACGUGCCUUAAAAAGGAAAACUAGUGUUGCUAUUGUGCAUUUACUAGAAGAAAGGAAUUGGUUGUCUAGGGCACAUUGUUAAAUGGGAAUUAACAAUAUGUUUAGGCAGGGGUGUGUAAAAAGGGUUAAGUUUUUGUUUCUCCUGCUUGGAACUUAUUUUGAAUUAUUGGCUUGUCACAUUUCUUUCUAUUUAAUCAAAUAAGAUACAUAAUACUGAAAGAAUAAAGCAGCAUUUUUUUAGUUUUUACUACCUUAGGCUUUAUUGCUUUAAAAAAAAACAUUGGCCUUUUGUAUCUCACAAUUCUGGUCUAGAUUCAGUUAUGAAUGUAGGCAUUAGUUAAAAUUAACAAGAUGCAGAGUAUUAAUUUCUUAAGACAACAAAGUGAUUUCUGUAAGUUUGAGCCCUACGUGGAAAGCAUUGUGGAAUCUUAACCUUUUUGUACACACUCUUGUGGGACGUAUCAUAUAAAUGUCAGCACUAAGUAACGUCUUGUUUGUGGCUGAAUAUUUUUCGUAGAUGUUUUUGAAGUUGACAUGAUUUAUGUGCAUUUAAAUAUAUAUUGCCAUCCUUAGUUUGUAAUUAAGAUUUGGAAUACGGUUGUGGAUUUCUGAGCAUGUGCAGACUGGUCUAGCUAGUUCAGGAACUGGUGCAUGUAUUUUUCAAAGAUAAAAGAAAGUGUACUGCGAAAAUUUGCAGGAAGAUUAAUUUUGUGGCAGUUUUCUAAAACUGACAACCAGGUGGGACCAAAGUUUAUGUGCCUUUAGUCUUAAUUUACCUUGCAUUGUAAUAUUCAGUUUUAAUAAAUCUUCAAAAUAUUUUGUAUUUAGGAAUAGAUCUGACUUUGACUUUAAUAAAAACAUGGCUCAGAAUCUACAGGUCAAAUUAAUUUGAACAGUUCUUGUCAAUCUGAAUUGUUGAUUCUGUUUAAAUGACCAAUACUUUUUCAAAUUGAUGUACUUAGUUUCAAGGUUCAUAGAUUCUGUUAUCUAUGUAGACAGAAUGGUCAUGUAUAUUUUCUAUUAGUUGAGUUUUUACAUCUUUAGAAAUGUAAAAUUCAGUAUAGUUUGAAAGCGGCACAAUUAAAAAUUAAUUUUCUAACAAAGUUGGGAGGUUUGAUGGUUGUUUAAUUUCCUUUUGUGUGUACUCUGCUUACCUCUGUAGCAUGCUCAAUAAACACUUCUGUAGCUCUGUA
Molecule: messenger RNA, 3203 nt
Organism: Globicephala melas (long-finned pilot whale)
Lineage: Eukaryota; Metazoa; Chordata; Mammalia; Artiodactyla; Delphinidae
Gene: PTBP2
Product: polypyrimidine tract binding protein 2
Biological process (GO): regulation of RNA splicing; mRNA processing
Cellular component (GO): nucleus
Molecular function (GO): mRNA binding
Source: RefSeq, a predicted model, not a curated record